CCUUAGGCGGUUGUUUCGCUUCCUCAAGAUGCCAACUAAACGUAUUCUCCCAUGGAAAAUACCAGACUGGCUUCUAGAUGAUCCUUUAUUAAAUAAAUCUAUAUCAGAAUAUUUACCAGUUCACUAUAAUUUUGAGAUCCAUAAAACCAUAUGGCGUAUACAUUGUCUUCGAGCCAGGCGGAUUGCUUUACAAAUGCCAGAAGGUUUGCUCUUGUUUGCAAUACCAAUUUCUGAAAUUAUUCGAAAUUACUUUAUUCGUAGUAAUAAAACCUCAGUUAAUGCUCUUACUAUCUCUACUAACGAUACUACUGUAGGUGAGGACAGUAUUAAAGAUAUUGAUGUUGUAAUUUUGGGCGAUGUGACUUAUGGAGCUUGUUGUGUGGAGGAGCUGACUGCAAAAGCUCUUGGUGUUGACUUGCUUGUACAUUAUGGUCAUAGUUGCUUGGUACCGUUGGACUCAAUUUCUGUUCUAUACGUAUUUGUUGAUAUUCAGAUCGAUAUCGUCCAUCUCAUAGAUAGUGUAAAGGCUAACUUUGAGAAGUCUUCCCGUUUAGCCCUUGUUUCUACAAUACAAUUUGUUACUAGUUUGCAGACUGCUAAACAACCAUUAUUAGAAGCCGGCUACUCAGUUACCAUCCCUCAGUGCCUUCCUUUAUCGCCUGGUGAAAUACUUGGAUGUACAUCUCCUAAAGUAGAAGGUGUUGAUGCCUUAAUCUACGUGGGUGAUGGUCGCUUUCAUCUUGAAUCUAUUAUGAUAUCUAAUCCGUUGUUAGCUGCUUAUCGUUAUGAUCCCUACAAUAAGUCAUUUACGCGUGAAUACUAUGAUCAUAAAGUAAUGCGUAAACAUAGAAAAAAAGCUGUUGAUACCGCAAGAAAUGCUGUCAAUUUUGGGAUAAUAUUGGGUACACUCGGAAAACAAGGGUCAUCAACCGUUGUGAAACGACUUCAGACAGAAUUGGAAAAAUCAGGAAAGACUUACAUUAUACUAUUGCUGUCUGAAAUAAUUCCAAGUAAAUUAGCGCUUUUCGAUGAACAAGUAGACGUCUGGAUUCAGGUAUCUUUAACUUUUCGGUUUUAGGCUUCAAUUCAUAUAUGCGUAUGACAAUUUUUAAGUGCCGUAAGCGUUAAAAUGACCUGAUUUUAUGGUUGAAGUACUUUUAAUGGGCUUGGAAAUUAGAAACGCGAUUUACUAUAACCACUUAAGAUGUACUCCAAUAAUAAAUUGUCUGGUUCGUGCUAAACUUCUUCAGCUUUGUCAAUGGGCGACAUAAUAUGUUUGAUGUCUUGUAAGCCACUCCAUUCGAUUAUGGACGUUUCGUCAUCAGAAUUGACUUCGUUAUGAACUCGUUAUUUCCAUCUACAAAUACACUUGCUAAAAGAACCUCAACUCAACCACUCAGAAUAGUCGAACUAAUCCGCCAAAAGACUGCUAUAAAGACAAAAACGACAGUAAAUGACUUAAUGGAUCGAUGUUACAAUUAGUCUAGCGCAUCCAUACGUUAUUUAGACCUGCUCCUCUCCUAUCCAGCUUAGCACUUCGGUGGCAAAUGUUGUAAACAGUCAAGUUGGCAAAGAUUCACAGUCUGAUCAGUCGACUUGCUAUUUCGACUUUAAACAUUAUGCUUACAUUCAGUAUGUGGUUCUACCACACUCAGACAGUGAUUUGAAGAAAUACACUUGUCCUCAACCUUCGCUGGCUGUUUUUUACAGACAAGAACAUAAAGCCAACUGCUGUGCAGUAUACUUCUCGUUUGUUUUUAAAAAACAAACCCACAGGCGCGGGAGGUGGAAUAUGUUAUUCGUUAUUCACUACCCUUUCGGAAUUUCCAAGGUAAAUGAGGGUGUCGUCAUGUAUCAGUAAUUAAUUUACUCUGUAUGAUCCGAAAAUGUAUUGAUUCAAAUCAGUCCUCAAGCAAUAUUUUGAACAUAAAGGAGGAUAAAUGUAUCCCAACCAUCCUUCCAUCAUCACUUAAAGCUUUUAGAAAACUCUGAAAUUUUCCAGCACCCUCAUCGAAUACAACAAUGCCAUUUGCAUACUCCAAGUCAAUAAGGUGUAGAUUUUACACAUCCUUGUUGAUCAUAUAACAUUUUACUUUUAUUGCAUAAAUUUGUCGACUCAAAAGAGCUACUUCAUCAUUCUUUUUUGCUCCAAAGGUUGCAUGUCCUCGUCUUAGUAUUGACUGGGGUGUUGAGUUUACUAAACCUUUACUCACACCAUACGAAGCAUUCGUUGCUUUAAAUGAGCAAGUUUUUUGGCCUCGAGAUUUAUCCGAAGCCUAUCCCAUGGAUUAUUAUGCUAACCAAAGUUUGGGACACUGGACACCAAAUCACAGGUUGAAUAAAUUGAGUGCACCAAAAACCGUUAACUAAAAAGAUAUCUUACUUGUAAAAAUGGCUGCUGUAAAUAUAACUUACUAUUAGAACUAAA
Schistosoma curassoni is the source of this 2428-nucleotide messenger RNA. The record is from the annotation of a GenBank genome assembly. Lineage: Eukaryota; Metazoa; Platyhelminthes; Trematoda; Strigeidida; Schistosomatidae.